AUGAAUGAAUGUAUUCCGUCUUUAUCGGCGGUAUUUAUCAACACAACACAACCAUGGAAUAAUUUCUCUCACAAUAACGACCACAUUAUCAAUUAUGGUCUUGUACAAUUUGGCAAUCAAUUCAGUAAAAUCCAUGGUCCAUUAAGUUUAGCUGUAUGUACAUUCGGUAUACCAGCCAAUAUAGUAAAUAUCAUUGUAUUGACACGACGUGAAUUAGCUCAGACUGCUACAAAUCAUUUAUUAUUAUGGUUAGCUGUAGCUGAUCUCCUAUUAAUGAUACUCUAUGCACCAUGUUUAUAUCAUUUCUACAUUGUACAUCCACACCCAAUGAAAAAUCCAAUAUUUACACCCAGUAAAUUAUGGAUUAUUUAUCAAGAAAUUGUGGUCAGUUGUGCAUUGAUGCUGCAUUCAUUAGCACUAUGGUUAGCUGUCCUAUUAGCACUGUUUCGUUAUAUUCAUGUCGGUUUCCCAGUAUCUAGUUCCAGGUAUACAACACGUAGAAGAGCAUUGUUAUCUGCUUUGCUGACAACAUUAUUUUGUAUAUUUGUAGCAGUACCGAAUGUUUUAGUCAAUCAUUCUGGAUCAUGUGUUGGACCGAAAAUGCGUGACAGCUAUACACCUGUUGAAACAUUGAAUAAUAAAAGUGUACAAAUUUAUUAUUACAUUACAUCAGAACCAGAUUUCGAUGAACUGAACGUCAAACAGUCCAGUGGAUGGAGAACAAAACAACUGCAUAAUUUCAAUGUAUGGCUACAAGCUGUCAUUACUAAGAUUGCUCCAUCAUUCCUGUUGACUAUAUUAACCAUUCUGUUAAUUAGUGAAUUACAAAAAGCAAUUAAACGUCGUAAAAUUCUAUUCAUUAAUCGUGAUAAAUCAUUGAAUAUUUUUAAAAAAAAUCACACUAAUCCAUCGACAAUUCCAUUUUAUAAUAAUAUGAAUAUUAAUAAUACUACUACUAAUAAUAUUAAUAUUAAUAUUAAUAAUAUUAGUAAUGAUGAGAGUAAAAAAUUAAGUCGUGAAAAUCGUACAACUGGUCUGCUAUUGACUAUAGUUUUAUGCUUUCUAGUGAUUGAAUUACCUCAAGGUAUUUUAGUGACAUGUAUACAUUUAAUUGAUAGUUUUGAAGAGAAUGUUUAUCAACAUUUAGGCGAUUUAUUGGAUUUUCUUACUUUAUUAAAUGAAUCCAUAAGUUUUAUUAUUUAUACUACCAUGUCAUAUCAAUUUCGUCAAACAUUUUGUAAUAUAUUUUGUCCAUUUAUGAUGAAAACAUCGACACUAUUACCGAAUCAACAAACUAUUAUACAAUAUCGUCAACAAUAUCCUGGGCAAAAUGUAAUAACCUCAUCAUUGAUAUCAGUGAAAAAUGAAAAAACUAUACAACAAUCAUUAAAUCCUGACGAAAAUAAUGAUGACGAUAAUAAUCAAUGUAAUUUAUUGAAUAAAAACAAUCAAUUGUGAUUGAAUUGAACAUUGAACCGAAUGCAUUUAAACAAAUUUUUUAUUGGACAUUGAACAAAAUAAGAAAAC
Messenger RNA from Schistosoma turkestanicum, 1527 nucleotides. Lineage: Eukaryota; Metazoa; Platyhelminthes; Trematoda; Strigeidida; Schistosomatidae. The record is from the annotation of a GenBank genome assembly.